GCUUGUUUAAGCAAACAGUACACACACAAUCUCUCUCUCUUUCUCUUUCUCUCUCCUAUGGAGAACUCGCCGAGACACAGAGAUGCUCCAUCUCCUCGAUGCCACAACAACAGCAACACUGAAACCAACAAGCCACAACCCACAACUCCGACCCGAAACCUAACUCCAAGAUCCGAACCCGGAAACUCCUACCCGACAACUUUCGUCCAAGCCGAUACUUCCUCCUUCAAACAAGUCGUCCAGAUGCUAACCGGAUCCUCAGACAGACCCAAACACCACAACAACGGAUCCUCUCCUAAACCCGACCCGACUUCCCAAUUCUCAAUCCCACCAAUCAAAGCCGUCUCCAACAAGAAACACUCCUCUUCCUCUUCUUCUUCAGGGUUCCGUCUCUACGAGCGUCGUAACUCGAUGAACAACCUCAAAAUCAACCCGGUUAACCCGGCUUUCUCGACCCGGAAACCCGAGAUCCUCUCUCCAAGCAUCCUCGACUUCCCGUCUCUCGUACUCAGCCCCGUCACUCCUCUUAUACCCGACCCGUUUAACCGAACCGGGUCUUCUAACCAGAGCCCUGACGAGGCCGAAGAGAAGGCUAUGAAAGAGAAAGGGUUUUAUUUGCAUCCGUCUCCGGCGACGACUCCAAUGGAUCAAGAGCCUCGUCUUCUUCCUCUCUUUCCAGUGACUUCUCCUCGAGGUUCAGGUUCUUCUACAGCCUAAUUUUUUGUGUGUGAUCUUUAACUAUGUAUUAUUUAAUGGGAAUUAAAAUGAAUCCUGAUGAGAAUUAUUAUUUUACGAGGGAAAUUUGUAAUUCUGAGAUGAGAUGUUUUGCGAUUUGAAAAUUAUCGCCUUCGAUUGUUGUAUCUCUAAUAUAUUAUCUCUAUAUGGUUUUUGUUGAUUUUGAAUAUGCUCAUGUUUGGCUUGUUUUUACUUCGUUUUUGAUGAGUUUAUUCCUCCCAAAUGUACAAUUAAUGGGAAACAAGUCAUGAUUAAGAAAAUUUAAUGAGAUAAUAGAUGGAUACUAGUUGAAAAAUGUGCUCUGCG
This is a messenger RNA of Eruca vesicaria subsp. sativa (arugula), 1041 nucleotides long. The record is from the annotation of a GenBank genome assembly. NCBI's taxonomy places the organism in Eukaryota, Viridiplantae, Streptophyta, Magnoliopsida, Brassicales, Brassicaceae.